AUGAUGAAUCGUCUAUUCAUUAGAUCAAUCAAUCACAUUGGAAGUGGAAGGAAUCUUUCCCUCUCCAACAACUUCUGUCGCAGUUUCUCCAGCGCCACACCAUCAGAAUCAGUCUCACAAAAUGAUAUAGAUAAUGAACCAAGAUUCUUGGAAUGUUUCAAGACAUUCUUUGAUAAGGCUGCAGGUUUGACCAACUUGAAGCCAGGUGUCAUUAACAAUAUGAAGGAGUGCGAUGUGGUGCUCCGUGUCGAGUUCCCAAUCAAGAAUGAGCAUGGUGAUGUGGACAUCAUUGCUGGUUACCGCGCGCAGCACAGCCACCAUCGUCUGCCAUGCAAGGGUGGCAUCCGUUUCUCUAACGAGGUCGAUUUGCAAGAGGUGAUGGCGUUGGCCUCGCUGAUGACCUACAAGUGUGCCGUGGUCGACGUGCCCUUUGGCGGUGCCAAGGGUGGCAUCCGUAUCGACCCCAAGAAGUACACCGUGGCCCAGCGCGAGAAGAUCACUCGUGCCUACACCCUGUUGCUGUGCCAGAAGAACUUCAUUGGACCAGGUGUCGAUGUGCCCGCCCCCGACAUGGGCACAGGCGAGCAGGAGAUGGCCUGGAUUCGUGACACGUACCAGGCGUUCAACACCAACGACGUCGACUCGAUGGCCUGUGUCACGGGCAAGCCCAUCAGCUCAGGUGGCAUCCGUGGCCGUACCGAGGCCACAGGUCUUGGAGUGUUUUACGGCGUUCGCGAGUUCCUCUCCUACGAAGAGGUGCUCCAAAAGACCGGCCUGACACCAGGCAUCAAGGGCAAGAAGAUCAUCAUCCAGGGCUUUGGUAACGUCGGAUACUGGGCGGCCAAGUUCUUUGAGCAGGCCGGCGCCAAGAUCAUCGCCGUAGCCGAGCACAAUGGCGCCAUUCACAACCCCGACGGACUCAACGUCGACGCGCUCAACAAGUACAAGCUGCAGCAUGGCACCUUUAUCGACUUCCCAGGCGCCAUCAACAUCCCCAACUCGGUCAAGGCGCUCGAGAUACCCUGCGACAUCCUCAUCCCAGCGGCGCUCGAGAAGCAGAUCCACAUUGGCAACUGCAACAACAUCCAGGCCAAGGUGAUUGGCGAGGCUGCCAACGGACCAAUGACACCUCGUGCCGACGAGUUCCUGAACCAGCGCGGACACAUCAUCAUCCCCGACCUGCUGUUGAACGCCGGUGGUGUCACCGUGUCCUACUUUGAGUGGCUAAAGAACUUGUCGCACGUGCGUUUCGGCCGUCUCAACAAGAAGUGGGAAGAGUCGAGCAAGAAGUUGCUGCUAGAGUUUGUCGAGUCCACCGUGAACAAGAAGCUUGGUGAGGCUGAGCGCAACCUUGUCAUCCACGGCGCUGAUGAGAUCGACAUUGUUCGCUCGGGUCUCGAUGACACCAUGACCAAUGCAUGUGCCGAGACCAGAAGAACUGCCAACGAGAAGAACACUGACUAUCGUACCGCUGCACUCUACAAUGCCAUCAUGAAGAUCAAGGCUGUCUAUGAGUCGUCUGGUAACCUAUUCUCA
This is a messenger RNA of Acytostelium subglobosum LB1, 1536 nucleotides long. RefSeq lists its product as hypothetical. Gene Ontology annotation, cellular component: mitochondrion. NCBI's taxonomy places the organism in Eukaryota, Evosea, Eumycetozoa, Acytosteliales, Acytosteliaceae. The record is from RefSeq and is a predicted model, not a curated record. Gene Ontology annotation, molecular function: L-glutamate dehydrogenase (NAD+) activity. The annotation marks the transcript as partial. Gene Ontology annotation, biological process: L-glutamate catabolic process. The transcript has 2 exons.